ACCUACAGUUCAAAGGGACUGGUCAGCUGGUUUGAAUUCCCAGAAACUGGAAAAUUUCUUAAACAAAAAUUUCAAACUGGUAGCGCUUUAACCACCCUUUUGUGGUUGCAAGGUCCUUAGAGAUGCCUUCUUUUUGCUAGCUGUAUUCCCUGUUCCAGGAUAUACUUUUCUUUUUACACUUGUUCCAGGGGAAAAAGUAUAACUCCUUCUCUAGAAGGAAGCUGUUGGUUUGAUCUUAAGUGGUUAGAAGAAGGCGUUUUAAUGAAAUCCGGUGUCUGGGCUGGGUUAAAUUCCAGCCUGGAUCAAGUAAUUGCUCAUCACAUGCUUUGUUGGAUUUUGUGCUGUUUUAUGUGGCUAACUUCUGCCUCAGAUGAAAUUCUUGGAGAAGAGGGACAGGAAUACACAUACACAUGGAAGAUCACAAGGAAUCAGGAUCGAGAGCUGUCCAGAACCUCCUCCGGUUGACAAUAGUGUGUUUGUUGCAAAGGAAGUAGAAGGGCAGAUUCUGGGAACCUAUAUUUGUAUCAAAGGCUACCACUUGAUAGGACAGAAAGCUUUGGUUUGCAAUGCCUCUAAGGAGUGGGAUACCUCCUUUACUGAGUGCCGCUUGGGCCACUGUCCGGACCCUGUAUUGGCAAAUGGCAAGUUCAAUUCUUCAGGGCCUGUGAAUGUAAGCGAUAAAAUUAUGUUUAAGUGCAAUGACCAUUACAUCCUCAAGGGCAGUAAUUGGAGCCAGUGCCUGGAGGACCAUACCUGGGCACCUCCCUUUCCUGUCUGCCAAAGUAGAGACUGUGAACAUCCUGGGAUUCCAGUUCAUGGCUAUUUUGAAGGUGAAACUUUUACUUCAGGAUCCAUCAUUACCUAUUACUGUAGAGAGAGAUACCGCUUAGUGGGCACACAGGAGCUGCGGUGCAUUGAUGGGGAGUGGAGCAGUUCCCAUCCCAUCUGUGAGCUGAUCCAGGAAGCUCCCAAACCAGUUACACUGACUGAGUUUGAGAAAGCCUUUCUGGUCUUUCAGGAGAAUAAGGAUCUUUGUAGUGCCAUAGAGAGCUUCAUGAAAAGACUAGAGGAAAGUGGCCUAACCCUGGAAGAACUGAAAUAUUCCCUGGAGGUGAAGAAAGCUAAGUUGGAAGCAAGCGUUGUUGAAGGAUCAUAGCUGAGCAGGCCGGUAAUAGCAAUACAUCUAUGAAUAAAUUGUCCUCUUGUUU
Messenger RNA from Nannospalax galili (Upper Galilee mountains blind mole rat), 1208 nucleotides. It is a transcript of the gene C4bpb, whose product is annotated as complement component 4 binding protein beta. Gene Ontology annotation, cellular component: extracellular region. Gene Ontology annotation, biological process: complement activation. Lineage: Eukaryota; Metazoa; Chordata; Mammalia; Rodentia; Spalacidae. The transcript has 7 exons. Gene Ontology annotation, molecular function: serine-type endopeptidase activity. The coding region runs from base 371 to 1156 and encodes 261 amino acids. The record is from RefSeq and is a predicted model, not a curated record.